AUGAAAUUCUCUACCCUCUUAUCCAACUUUUUUGUCAUUGCCUUGAUGUUUCUAACGAUUAUUACCAUAUCCGAAUCCGCACCUUUGUCCGACGAAAUCAUUGAGCCGAGAGUUUGUAGCAUCGGUUGUACUGGAAGACAAUCAAGUUAUGCUCGUCCACAGUCAGGUUCUGGCGUAUCAUACUAA
Acaulospora morrowiae is the source of this 186-nucleotide messenger RNA. The record is from the annotation of a GenBank genome assembly. NCBI's taxonomy places the organism in Eukaryota, Fungi, Glomeromycota, Glomeromycetes, Diversisporales, Acaulosporaceae.